Auanema sp. JU1783 is the source of this 513-nucleotide messenger RNA. The record is from the annotation of a GenBank genome assembly. Lineage: Eukaryota; Metazoa; Nematoda; Chromadorea; Rhabditida; Rhabditidae.
AUGGCAGGAAGGCGUGGCUUGCGUAUGGGCAACUUGUCCCAAUUUCAACAAAGCUUACCUCAAGCUACCAAGACGAUGCUGCCGAACAAGCCAGGGAUCUUUGGUGGUGACUUCCCUCGUGAGUCAAUCAACGUCAUGCAUAGCCUGAUCUUGAAUCCGCGCUUUCUGGAGCUCUAUGGUGUUAAUCCUGUUGUCUCACGCAUGAUUCUGCAUCAUCGACAUCAAAUUGAUGACUUACUACGCCGUCAUGCUAACGACAUGGAUGAAAAAACCGUCAUGAUCAUACCCUAUCCUCGACCACCCAGACAAAUGGGGUUCGGGACCGGCAACAGGCACAACAAUUGGCCGUGCCUCUACGUGUCUUCAUGCGCUAACUUCACUACUGAGCCUCGUCCGGAUGUUCCAGGAGUUAGUGACAUGACAAAAGACCCGAUGUUCUGUCACUGCUGCACCAUUGGAGAGCCAUAUGAUUGCGAUACUGUCACUUAUCUCUUCGGGCGCCAGAAUGAAUAA